Molecule: messenger RNA, 1740 nt
Organism: Dama dama (fallow deer)
Lineage: Eukaryota; Metazoa; Chordata; Mammalia; Artiodactyla; Cervidae
Exons: 8
Coding region: 1-1740 (579 amino acids)
Biological process (GO): lipid transport; lipoprotein metabolic process
Cellular component (GO): membrane; extracellular region
Molecular function (GO): lipid binding
Source: RefSeq, a predicted model, not a curated record
AUGGGAGCCUGUUCUCAGUGUGGGUUGGCUGCUGGGGGUGCAAAGGCCAAGAAGCUUAUAGCUCCUCAGAGCCAGGCUGGCACCAGGGAGCUGGCAGAGAGACGCCAGGGGGUGUUUCACCAGCAGGAGGCAGCAGGCACCCAGCUGGAGGUCAUUGGAGCAAACACACCCCGCUGCCCCCAAUCCAAUGGCCGGCCAGCCCCUGAGGCUCGCAGGACUGAGGAUAAGCCACACCUGGUGUGUUGCCGGGGGAAACAGCAGAGAGGCUCGGAUGACCUGGUGGCCCAGGAUUGGUCAAUUCCACCUCCAGGACAGCUUCAGGUCAGAGCCUCCUCAGGUGUGGGCGGCCAGGACUCCAGGGCGACAAAAGUCCCCACGGGUCCCAGCUCAGGGCCCUCCAGCCUCUCAUUUCUGCUCACGGGCCCAGGAAAAGCAACAGGGAAUCAAGGCCAAGGGCAGUUGAGAAAGAGGCUCACAGUGACACAGCUUCAGAUGGUCUGCUUGACUUCAGAGUCCUUGCAGGACGUAAGCACCCUCGCUUUGCUCUUGGAACAGCUGGGACCAGGAGAGCCUAGACGCUCACAGCCCCCUGUUGGAUCUGAGGCCCCUGGAGGGGAGAAGAAGGAAGGCCCUCGGGACCUGAGGCCACGCUCUUCAUCCAGUGGGGCUAAAAGGGAAAAUGGGGAGCUUUCAGGAGCUGCUGGAGAUCCUUUGAGUCGUGGUGACAGCUCUCCUUUUCCCACGGACAAAAGGAGCAUGGAUUUGAUGCCACAGAACCUGCUGGACAGGGAUGCGGAUGACAUUCUUCCAUGUGACGAUGUGAAGCCGCAAGAUAGUGACCUGUCAGCUGAAGAAAGAAUAUUUUUGGAAGAGUUUCCCAACCUGAAAGGGGAGCUGGAAGUGGACAUCCGGAAGCUCCAGGCCCUUGCAGACCGAAUUGACACAACAAACAAAACACUCACCAAGACCAGUGUGGUGGCCAAUUCCAUCACCGUGGUCUCCAGAGCCAUGAGCAUACUGGGCUUAGUCCUUGCUCCGGCGACAGCAGGGGGAAGCCUGGUGCUCUCCGCUGCAGGUAGAGUUUUGGGGACAGCAGGGGAGGUCAUCAGUAUCUUGACCAACAUUUUGGAACGUUUUCACAGUCAAGAAGCCCAAGCUCAGGUGGGUAGCCUAAUGCCCUCCAGUGGCCAAAAGGCCAGGCAAGCUGGGGUAGACUACAUCAUGGCCGCUGGAAAGGUGAUUCAGAAUUGUAGAAGCGCCAUCGAGGGUGUUCAGAAGAGCAUCCGUGCCGUUCAGAUCACCAAGUCUCACCCACGCCUGGCCACUGCUGCCAAGCGCCUCCUGACCACCGGCCAGGUCUCAGCCCUAAGGAGCAGGCAGGUGCAAAGGGCCUUUGAAGGUACCACGCUGGUGAUGAAAACCAAGGCUCGCUUGCUGGGCAGUGCGAUGGCUGGCUUUUCCCUCAGCGUGGACUUGGCCUCCCUCCUUAAGGACUGGAAGCAGCUGAAGGAGGGAGCCAGAACAGAGCUUGCAGCAGAGCUAAGGGCCCGGGCUCGGGAGCUGGAAAGGCAGCUGACACAACUCACCCAGCGCUACGAGAGCCUGCAGCAGACGAACCUCUUGCAAGAAAAAAAGCCUAUGAGCUCCUCUUCGGAGGGAACCAUGGGGACCGUGCCUCUGCCACCAGCCAGGCGUGGGGAAGCCGGAUCCCAGGUGACAGGGGAAGAUGAAGGCAAUUGA